This is a messenger RNA of Megachile rotundata (alfalfa leafcutting bee), 2147 nucleotides long. RefSeq lists its product as uncharacterized. The record is from RefSeq and is a predicted model, not a curated record. Lineage: Eukaryota; Metazoa; Arthropoda; Insecta; Hymenoptera; Megachilidae. Gene Ontology annotation, molecular function: mRNA binding.
UAUUGGUAAUACUGAAUGGCGUUAGUAUUUUCAGAGGACUCGUGCUUAGUUAUUAAGUUUCGGAGUUUUGUCCGCGAAUAACAGAUUUGUUAAUUAUCAUAUAUUUGUAUUACUGACAGAACUUGAGAGUAAUAAAAAUAUCAAAAUGGACGACAAAUUGCGUCAAAUGGAAGAUGAAAUGAACAGAAUUUGCACGGUAAAUAGCACUAAGUGGCUCAUUUGUUAUAAAGCAAAUAAAUUAUUUCAAGUUAAGAUACAGGUUUGAAGCCGAAAUUGGUAGUCAGUUAGUUACACCAAUGGUAAGGCCUGUAAUUGGUGCAAAUACUUAUAAUCAAGUAGCUAGACAAUUAGAACAACAUGAGCUUCCAACACCAGUUGUUGCUGCAGCUGCAGCCACAUUAGCUUUUCCCCCAAUGAUUGGAUUCCCACCUCCGCCACCACCACCACCACCUCCACCUCCACCACCACCAAUGUUAAUACCACAGCAAGUAGCAAGACAAGGUACGGUUCCUUCUAUUACAACAUAUUCAUCACCUGCACAGAUAAGUAAUCCAUACUUACCAAAUAUGGUGGAUCCAUGUUUAACUGCCACUCCAAAAACAUAUGAAUCUACAUCAGCACCAAUGAUUCAUCCAGAAAUUAUUGAACAGAUUAUCAAUACAAAAAUUCCUGAAGACGACAGCAAAAAAAAGCCCAAGGUAAAAGGUGUUAGUACAGCAGCAGAAUUAGCAAUUAGUCAAGGAAAGGCUAGUUCUAUUAUGGCUAAUGCUAGUGCAGAAGAAACUCAUCCGAAAGGCAAAGGCAAAAAAAAUAAGAAAAUUGUGCGAAUGGCUGGGGGACAAAUUUGGGAAGAUCCUUCUUUGUUAGAAUGGGAUGAAGAUGACUUCAGAAUAUUCUGUGGAGACUUAGGAAAUGAUGUCACAGAUGAAAUGCUGGUAAGAGUUUUCGGCAAAUAUCCGAGUUUUCAAAAGGCAAAAGUAGUUAGAGAUAAAAGGACAAACAAGACGAAAGGAUUUGGAUUUGUCUCAUUUAAGGACCCUCAAGAUUUUAUCAAAGCAAUGAAAGAGAUGAAUGGCGAAUGGAAACGGGAUACGAAAUACGGUUUCGGUGUGUAUUACUACGUGAACGGCGACGUUUACGAAGGUUCCUGGAAGAAGGAUCUUCGACAUGGUAUGGGAUCUUACCUUUAUGCUGACACGAACACGAAAUUUAUGGGCACCUGGAUUAUGAAUCGUAUGCAAGGCCCAGGACAAUUGAUUCAUCCCCGACAUCGAUUCCACGGAUUUUGGGAAUUAAAUUUGCCUUAUGGUCGAGGUUGUUUUACUUUCGAGAAUUCUUGUAUGCAACAUGGUCAUUAUAUACACGUUAAGGAUCCUGAUUAUGUUGAAACCAAGGAAGAAAAUGAAGUUGAGGUUCAACCUCAACCUGCGAAUGAACCUGAAACUCAAGCUGAAGAUAUUGAGGUGGAGGCCGUUACGGUAACAAUAGUUGACAUUAAGACAGAUAUUCCUAGUAAUGAUGUUAUUGAAGAUUGGAAUAAUGAUCUCGUAGAUAGUCUCAUUACCUCAACUAUCAAGAUUAAAAAAAAUUGCCCAGGUUCAAUAGAGGCCGAGAUAAAGAUAUAUCAGGAUAACAAUUUGGUUAAACAGAUGGCUCAAAAAUUGAACAAACCAAUGAAAGACGUCGAGGGUUACAAUAUUUGCGAAUCGAUCGAUAGUCCAGAUAUUGAUGACGAUUGCUCCUUGGGUGAAGGCGACCAAUUUACACAAAAUUGCGACAUCAGAAGUUGGUUCAAUGACAUGUCACCUGGAGACUACCAAGUCGUAUGUGACUUUAUGCAGGGCGAGUUGAUUUCCACCCUCACCAUCGGCGUAAACAUUCAGGAGUAACUACAAACAUAUAGUAUAUAGCAAAUGUUUACUGUACUAAAUAUGUAUACUACUUUUAUUUUUCAUUGAUACUUCAUUUUUAGUAUUAUUAAAGUAACUUGUCACUUUUGAGUAAUAAAGUAUAUUAGCAAAGUACAAACAUUGUGAUGAAUUCAUUGUUUAUAGUUUCAUUUAUAAUUAUUCAUCGCAAGUAUAGCAAGCGGGCGCGGGCGCGUAACCUUUAUGAUAAAAAUCCGAGCAAUUGUAGGAGGCAAUAUC